AUGGCUGCGCCCAAAAUGUCUUGUGUUCUUGUAACUGGAGGAACAGGAUUCAUAGGAGCCCAUGUCGUGGAUAAUCUUCUGGAAAGAGGUUUGAAAGUUCGAGUGGCUAUUCGGAAUUUGAAGAAGGGCGAACUAUUGCGUGAUGCAAGACUGGAACACGCCUCUAAACUGGAUUUUGUCCAAGUCGCUGAUUUUGCCAAAGCCACUUCUUUUCAUGAAGCUGUUCGGGACGUCGAGGGGAUAAUCCACGUCGCCAGCCCGUUGAAUUUCGGCGUACAAGACAACGAGAAAGACUUCAUAUUACCAGCCAUCAAUGGCGUGAAAUCAAUUCUGGAGGCCACUGCCCAAGCACCUCAAGUUCGACGGGUCGUCAUCACGUCUUCUUUCGGGGCGGUGAUCAACGCUGACAGAAAGGCACCGCCACGCUUCACUUACACUGCAGCAGACUGGAACCCGUUGAGUUAUGAGGAAGCUGCCGACAACAAAUCUCCUCAAAUUGUGGCCUACCGUGGUUCGAAAAAAUUUGCCGAAUUAGCUGCAUGGGAGUUUGUCCAAAGAGAGAAGGUCAACUUCGAUAUGGUCACUUUAUGUCCCCCAAUGGUUUUUGGGCCAAUUGUGCAUCCGGUGGCCAGGAUGGACGAGCUGAAUGACAGUGCUGCCAGACUGUGGGAGGUAGCCUCCGGAUCAAAUCCCAUGCCCGUGGCGAGGGUUCCGUUUUGGAUUGAUGUGAGGGAUUUGGCCCAAGCACACGUCGAAGCACUCUUGAGACCUGGGAUAGGCAACAAACGGUUCACGGUAGCGUCACCAGAAAGGUUCUCCUACCAGAAGGCGGCCGAGAUCAUCAUGAGUGAGUUUGACUGGGGCAAAUCACGAGUGUGUCAAUCAGGAGGCAAACAAGAGAUCGAUGACUCCCACGAUUUGGAUGGGGAAACAGCAGCGAAAGAACUAGGGCUCACAUAUCGAUCUUUUCGAGAGUCUGUGGUCGACUUUGUCACUCAAGCGACAAAGCUUGAAGAGAUGCAAAAAUCACAAGCACAGGAACCGGCAGAGGCAUAA
Rhinocladiella mackenziei CBS 650.93 is the source of this 1056-nucleotide messenger RNA. RefSeq lists its product as uncharacterized. NCBI's taxonomy places the organism in Eukaryota, Fungi, Ascomycota, Eurotiomycetes, Chaetothyriales, Herpotrichiellaceae. The record is from RefSeq and is a predicted model, not a curated record. The transcript is spliced from 3 exons. Gene Ontology annotation, molecular function: oxidoreductase activity, acting on the CH-OH group of donors, NAD or NADP as acceptor. The coding region runs from base 1 to 1056 and encodes 351 amino acids.